AUGGAAAAGCCAAAGAUGGAACAUAUUGAAGAGGGUCAUGCAUCCAGUCUUCCGGAUUCGUGUGAUGUACCGUGUCAAGACAAUCUCCCUGCCGAACAUCGUCAAUAUCUAUUGAGACGUCACGGCACACUGGAUCUCAGUCCGGUGCCAUCAAUGAGUGAUGCUGAUCCAUUCAACUGGCCGGCAUGGAAAAAAAUCCUGAACCUUGCUUUGAUCAGCUUCCACGCAAUGAUGGCUACCUUCACUGCUGCAGCAAUUCAAAGCGCAUUUGUCGAGAUAGCACAAGACCUGCGCGUCAGCGUUCAACAAGCCAGCUAUCUCACCUCCCUUGUCAUCGCCAUCAUCGGCGGAGCACCACUAUUCUGGAAACCCUUUGCAGACCGUUAUGGUCGCCGGCCAAUUUUCCUCAUUUCUCUCGUUUGCAGUUUGGUAGGMAACAUUGGUUGCGCAAAGAGUCCGUCCUAUGCCACGAUGGGCCUGUGUCGGGCUAUCACCGCAUUCUUCAUUUGUCCUGCGGCAGCGAUUGGGAGCGCGGUAGUGAGUGAAAUGUUUUUUGAAAGAGAUUAUGCUCGUUGCAUGGGGGCUUGGGCUCUCAUGGUUACGUUGGGUGUCCCAUCUGCGCCGUUCAUAUUCGGGUUCGUCGUGCAUCAAGUUGGCUAUCGUUGGAUCUAUUGGAUAUUAGUUGUAGUGAAUGCCAUACAGCUGAUACUUUGGUUCUUCUUUGGCUCCGAGACGCUUUUCGAACGUUCAGCGACCCAUGACACAGAUUUCAAGCAACAGUACUUCCGAUUCAAGCGCAUCGGAUCGACUCCGUUACGCGUUCGAGACUUCAUCUAUCCAUUGUCGUUCGCAGCCAGACUUUGCGUCAUGAUACCCAGUUUGUCCUACUCGAUGGUGUUUCUCUUUGCCAGCAUUCUUAUCUCAAUCGAGAUUCCUCAAAUAUUUGCCGAAAAGUUUCAUCUAGAUGCCCAGCAGAUUGGUCUUCAGUCUUUGGCAAUCAUCAUCGGCUCCGUGAUUGGAGAACAAUUUGGAGGCUAUCUUUCUGAUAGAUGGAUGUGGGCUCGACAGAAACGAAGCGGUAUAUCGCCGGCACCGGAAUAUAGACUAUGGCUUAGCUAUCUCGGAAUCUCUCUUUCUAUUUGUGGCAUUGUGGUGUUCUUGAUCCAAACCGAGAAGGCUUCUGCUCACUGGAAUAUUACUCCCUUGAUCGGUGCCGCUAUUGCCGCCGUCGGAAACCAGAUUGUAACCACCGUUAAUAUCACUUAUGCAGUCAGCUGUUACCGGAGUGAGGCCGCUAGUGUUGGCGUUUUUAUUACUUUUGUGCGUCAGACUUGGGGUUUUAUUGGUCCUUUCUGGUUCCCACAAAUGCUGGAAAAAGUCGGCUUGUAUGCGAGUAACGGCAUCAUUAUCGCACUUCUUGUAGUUGGAAGUGUAGUCCCCACUUUCAUUGUACAGUGGCAGGGUCAUAAAUGGCGGGGCGACACUAAUUUGUGA
Talaromyces amestolkiae is the source of this 1494-nucleotide messenger RNA. RefSeq lists its product as uncharacterized. NCBI's taxonomy places the organism in Eukaryota, Fungi, Ascomycota, Eurotiomycetes, Eurotiales, Trichocomaceae. The record is from RefSeq and is a predicted model, not a curated record. The transcript is spliced from 4 exons. Gene Ontology annotation, molecular function: transmembrane transporter activity. The coding region runs from base 1 to 1494 and encodes 497 amino acids. Gene Ontology annotation, biological process: transmembrane transport.